AUGGUGUUUAUUCAUGGCGGGACUUAUAUGGUCGGAUCUGCCCUGGGCUCCUACCCGCCAAUGCUUCCAGCGCCUUUGGUACAGAAGGACGUAGUGGUGGUCGCCAUGAACUAUCGCUUAGGCGUCCUCGGCUUCCUUUCAACGGGAGACCAUGUUUUACCGGGUAAUCUUGGUCUCAAGGACCAAACUCUGGCCCUCCAAUGGGUGCAGGACAACAUUAUGGACUUCGGCGGCGAUCCAAACCAGGUUACAAUUUUCGGGAUCAGCGCAGGAGGCAUCUCUUCGCACCUGCACAUCCUCUCCCCGAGCUCAGCGGGUAUGGCAACAUCGACGCAAUAGAUUAUUUACAUAUGCAGUGCUUCACAUCUUAAAAUUAGUAAGGCCUUGACAUUUGAAAAC
Portunus trituberculatus (swimming crab) is the source of this 399-nucleotide messenger RNA. Its product is annotated as venom carboxylesterase-6-like. NCBI's taxonomy places the organism in Eukaryota, Metazoa, Arthropoda, Malacostraca, Decapoda, Portunidae. The coding region runs from base 1 to 339 and encodes 112 amino acids. The record is from RefSeq and is a predicted model, not a curated record. The transcript has 2 exons.